AAACCUUUGACCAGUCGUACACUGCUCAUUCACCUUCAGGCUUCAGCAUCCAACAAUGGCGUUUCUGACACCUACGUUGAUAUCCAAAAUCCCCUUGUUUUUUCCAAAAAUUCCGAUCGAAUCCCAUCAACGCCCACAGUCCGUUGCCUUUGGACAACGAAUUCCAGAAUUUCAGAGAAGGGUUCUUUUCAAUACGGCCAUUAAGGCAUCGACACCAACCGCGCCCACUGGUUCAUCUUCUCCGGGGCUCUACUCUGCCCAGAAAUUCGAGCUCACUUGUCAAAACGUGGACCUUGUUCUCGAGGAUGUUAGGCCUUAUCUGAUUGCCGAUGGUGGAAACGUCGAUGUUGUGUCUGUUGAAGAUGGCAUCGUCUCUCUCAAACUCCAAGGAGCAUGUGGGAGCUGUCCCAGCUCAACAACCACCAUGAAGAUGGGGAUUGAACGAGUACUGAGGGAAAAGUUUGGUGAUGAACUCAAGGAUAUUCAGCAAGUAUAUGAUGAAGAAGUGAGCGAGACAACAGUUGAGGCAGUGAAUGGUCAUCUUGAUAUACUGCGACCAGCCAUCAAGAACUUUGGUGGGAGUGUUGAAGUGUUAUCUGUCGAGGCUGGGGAGUGCCGCGUAAAAUAUGAAGGCCCUGAAUCCAUUGGAUCUGGAGUUAAAGCAGCUAUCAAGGAGAAGUUCCCAGACAUAGUAAAUGUUGUUUUUACUGCCUAAAUUUUUCUGGGGAAUAAAUUAUGAAGUAUGAGGACCCGAAGUCCAUUGAAUCAGGAAUCAGGGAGCUGCCCCAUGCUAUAGAUGCUAUCUUUCGCUGUCUGGGUCACUUUACAAAGUAGUGUAGCAGAAGUAAAUAGUUAGUGAUAUGAUAAAUAGCUUUACAAGCAUGGAAGAUGAUUUUUUACAUGCAGUUGAGUAAUGUACCUAUAAGAAUAUUUAUGAUCGACUAAAUAAUGUAUUAAUGUACAAUGAUCAUGCAAUGGAUUGCACUUGUGUUCUUCUGGUAA
Tripterygium wilfordii is the source of this 1002-nucleotide messenger RNA. Its product is annotated as nifU-like protein 1, chloroplastic. The record is from RefSeq and is a predicted model, not a curated record. Gene Ontology annotation, cellular component: mitochondrion. Gene Ontology annotation, biological process: iron-sulfur cluster assembly. Gene Ontology annotation, molecular function: iron-sulfur cluster binding; iron ion binding. NCBI's taxonomy places the organism in Eukaryota, Viridiplantae, Streptophyta, Magnoliopsida, Celastrales, Celastraceae. The transcript has 3 exons. Bases 56 to 715 code for a protein of 219 amino acids.